AGCGCGCCGAGUCCUUCGCCUAUGAGGGAUUCAUCGGAUGUGUCUGGGGUGAAUGUUGCAAAGGAGGAGGGAGAUAAUGUGGUUGUGGCUGUGGUUGAGGGGGAAGAAUCUGGUUGCAGAAGGGGUGAAGAUGUAGUGUCAUUUGACAAUCUUGUGGUUUUCGUCGGUGUGAAUGCUAGGGUGGCGACUGUUGAGAGUGGGUGACUUGGCUGGACGGAGCAGCUCUCACUGCUUUGCGGGAGUGGUAUUACCCGUCAUCCCAUUCCCACUCCCCUUCAGCUCCUCUUCCCCCCGUUCCCCUGCUGCUUUCUCGCCCUGCACGCUCCACCUUGGUGGACCC
Microstroma glucosiphilum is the source of this 340-nucleotide messenger RNA. RefSeq lists its product as hypothetical. Bases 22 to 204 code for a protein of 60 amino acids. The transcript has 2 exons. The record is from RefSeq and is a predicted model, not a curated record. NCBI's taxonomy places the organism in Eukaryota, Fungi, Basidiomycota, Exobasidiomycetes, Microstromatales, Microstromataceae.